AUGUCAUUGCCACCAUUACCGUUUAAGGUCAAAACCGUUGUCUCUUGGGCAGGAGAAGAGCCAGGUGAUUUGGGGUUUAUGGAAAAGGAGCUUGUUGAUGUUUACUCAAUAGUAGAUGAGAGCUGGUGGAGUGGAAAGUUACGACGCAAUGGAGCGGAAGGUAUAUUUCCCAAAGAUUAUGUACAAAUCCUCGACCAAGGCAACUUUGCCAGAACAAACGCGGUUCCAGGUGCCGGUGCAUCAUCAUCCUCGUUAGUAACCACGCCAGUGAAGAAUGACACCAAUAAUAGGAGCGGGAGUGGUACUCCUUCUUACUCUCGAGCAGGCAAUCAAUUGAAAUCACCACUGCAAUAUCCCAUCACAAACAAUAGUUUUCAGUAUGCAAGUCCCUCGCAAAGGAACGCAAUCUCGAAAUCGACGUCGCAACUACAUGACUAUGACUAUGAUUAUGAUUAUGAUUAUGGUUAUUCUAAAGCAAAUACAAAACAAGAAAUGUACAAAACUCCAAACUAUAAUUCCGAUAGUCGUAUCAUUAAGCUGAAAAGUCCAGGAUAUCAAGUGUACGAACAAUAUGGAUCAACAACACCUCAGUCGCGGCAUACGCACUCACAACAGAAUUUACCAAAUUCGAAAAACAAAUCUGGCCAUUCAUACAACUCCCGCUCUUAUGAUGAUCUUCUUCGUCAACAAAGCCCAGCACCUGUUGUUGAACCUAAUCCUGCGCCAUCUUACAAACAAAAACAUUCAAGCCUGAGGAGGAUACCAAAAGAAGAGGAAAUCAUACAAGAGUACAAAGAAAUUGCUAAGAAAAGAGCACAACUUGAAAUCGAGUUACAAAAAUUGAAGAAUGGAUCCUUUGAGCAAAAACUUUAUAAGGAUGCACCCAAACCAUCAUCGCCUAGUAGGUUGAACAAAACCUCACUGCCAGGUAGAUAUAAUGAUGAGUUUUCAUUGGAUUCGUACAAUACCCAAAGCGACGACAUGGUCAGAAUGAACAAUAGAUCACGCGACGAUUUGAGCAAGAAACUAUCAAGUAUUCCUAGCGAUGAUAUGGACUAUGUCUCCAUAUCUCCUGGCCCAAAGCACUAUGUCUCAUCAUACCCAUCUAAUACUUCUCCUCCUGCUCCUCCUUCACCACCGCCACCACCACCACUCCAAAAAAGGACAACAAUUGGCGACGAUUUAAAUGGGAAAGCUAUUUAUCGCAAUCGAUCAACCUCGCCAUCUCCAUCGCCGUCACCACCUCCCCCACCUAGACACAAAGUUGAUUCUGUGUUGAAUUCAAAAGACUAUAGGGGUGAAUCUUUGGAAAUGCGUAUGCCCUUUGAUGGUGAUGAUUUCAAAAUCUCAAGCAACCAGGGUGACAAGAGAGGGUAUAUAAGCGAAGAAACGUACCAGCAACUAUAUUUGCAGCACGAGGAAUUGAAAAAUUCCAUCAAAUCUCUUCAAAGUGAUGUGAUGAACUUGUCUGAAAUGAGUGCCACGAGUGCUGGCUCAUUUAUGAGACAUAAAUACGAAAAAGAGUUGCAAAGCACCCAAUCACGCAUGAAAGAGUUAAAUAUGGAUGUACAUAAUGUUGAAGAUUUAGAGGCAGAAAAUGAUGCAGAUGUGACAUUUGAGCUAAGGCUGAAUGUGAUGGACUCUGUAUUUGAAUCGAAGAAGAAAAAUUCAAAUAUUUUCAAAAAAAUGCUCAGAAAAUCUACUCAAGACCAACUAAACCCUAUUGAAAGAAAGUUGCAGCAACAAGAUGAGAUAGAUUGGGCUGCUUACAAGAUGGACCUCAAUAGGAUGAACUCGUUGACCUCGAGUGAAAAGCAAGGUAGAACCAAAAGAGAAACGCGCAAAGAAGGAAAUUUGAUUGUUAAACCUUUGGAGUAUAUUUCCGAGAUCAAUACCAAUGAAACCGCAAUUAAUGAUGCAUUGGAAAUUGAUUUGGAUUCAAUCAACUACAAAAAAGUAGAAUCGUUUGCCUCGCACUAUGAUAUUACUUAUGACCUUAAUGACUUUAUUUCUGAUGUUUCCAUCAAGUUCCAUUCUUCAACAUUGGAUAAAGUUAGAUGCGUAUUACAUCAUUUAGCAAAAAUUCGCAUAGUAGAGGAGUCAUCGGCAAUUCUGCAAACAAAACCAAAAUUGAGCGAGGUACAACUGAAGGGAGAAGCUUCAAUCUUCCAAAUCAAUUAUAUUUUCAAAAAGAUACUUGAUGCACUAAGAAUACCAUCGGAAGUGGUGCUAGGUUUUUGGAAAAAACCGAACGAGUUUUAUCAUAAUGAACAAUACGUGAUAAACCACAGUUGGCUUUCAGUACUAGUCCACGAUUCAUUUAGGCUCAUUGAUAUUUUCAACUUUGUAAACCCACUGGUUUGCAACUUACAAGAGAGUACGGGCCAAUAUAAUGAAUUCUACUUCAUGGCCGAGCCACUAAGUCUUGUUUCUACUCAUAUACCAUCUAUCAUAGAUUUGCAGCAUGUGACGCCACCGAUCGAUCCAAGUAUUGCAUUUUAUUUGCCUAGAACGUAUUCGGGUUUCUACAAGAACCGUCUUCAAUUCGCCAAUUUCAAUAAUGCUUUAACUAGAUUGAAUGCCUUGGAAGUAUUUGAGUUGGAGCUCUAUGUGCCAAAAGAUGUUGAGUUGUUCACCUUGAUCAAAACUUCAAAGGUAACGACCAAUGAUUUAACUUUGUGCCAGGUGAAAUGGGUUAACCACAAACGAAUGGCCAAAAUUAAAGCAAUCUUACCUCAUGGAGAAAGCAUUGGAGUGUUGCAAAUUUUUGCUGGUCCAAAGGGCCUUCAAAAGCACUUUGAUAAUAUUCAUGAACUUUCGAUUGUAAUUCCACUUAUGCAUGAGGGACGAUCUUUCGAUACCAAGUUUGUCCAACGGUACCCUACGGUGCAAAGUCAGAAUCAUGACCUUUAUAUUAUCAAGCCACAAACUAAUAAGCUUGUCACUAAAAACUCAUACACUUUUGAGGUCGAGCAAUACCCUAGCCAGGGCAUUGAUUCGCGCAGCGCACAGAUUGCGCGUGAUUUUAAGGUUGUUAUCGAAUCACCCCUGGGUAAGUAUUUUAAAUUGACUAGAGGCGACUCAGGAACAGCAAUGGCACCGUUUGGAGUCUACUCUUCAACUAUUAAAUGCCAAGAAGCAGGGCUAUAUAGAGGCUUGGUGAUAGGUGAUAGUGGUAAUAGCUGGUAUGUCUUUGCACAAUGGGAAAGCGUUAACGGACAUGGCAGUACACACUAA
Molecule: messenger RNA, 3237 nt
Organism: Lodderomyces elongisporus
Lineage: Eukaryota; Fungi; Ascomycota; Pichiomycetes; Serinales; Debaryomycetaceae
Exons: 1
Coding region: 1-3237 (1078 amino acids)
Biological process (GO): mitotic division septum assembly
Cellular component (GO): mitotic actomyosin contractile ring; cytoplasm
Molecular function (GO): protein binding
Source: RefSeq, a predicted model, not a curated record